AUGGCGCGCUUCUUCCGCAGCAGCAACCUCGCUUCCAGGGUCUUCGACCGGCAGCUCCUCUCCCCGCGCCCCGGCGCCGCGGUUAACACUAUUAGACAGUUCUACGAGAAUUUGGUCCCAAGCUACACUAUAUAUGACAUAGAUUGCCCAGAUUAUUCAUUUCGCAAGUUCACUGAUGAUGGGAAAUAUCUUGUGGCUUUUAGCCGGAAUCACCAAGAUUUGAUUGUAUACCGUCCCAUCUGGUUGACAUAUUCAUGUAAUGAAGACUGUGAUUCUCAUGAUCUUCCAGCAAAAUCAAAGAAGUUUGAUAGUUUCUUUAAGCAACUCUACUCAAUUCCACUUGCAUCCAGCAAUGAGUACAUUUGCAAGGACUUUUUCCUGUACAUGGAAUGCAAUCAAUUUGGCUUAUUUGCAACAUCAACUGCACAAAGUAAUGAUUCAACUGCCACUGAGGGUGCAAUACACGGGGUGCCAUCAAUUGAGAAAAUAACUUUUUAUCUUGUGAGGCUAGAAGAUGGCGUGAUACUGGAUGAAAAGGCUUUCUGCAAUGAUUUUAUCAAUCUGGCACAUAGUAUUGGCGCUUACUUGUAUGAGGAUCUGCUUUGUAUUGUUUCUCUGCGGUACCAAACAGUACAUAUCCUACAGAUCCGAGAUUCAGGCAACCUUGUUGAGGUACGCAGAAUUGGUGCGUUCUGCCGGGAAGACGAUGAACUAUUUCUUCAUUCACAUGCCCAGACUGGUUAUGGGGGUUCUUUUCUUCCUGGCAUCAAGCAACGGUUGCUGUCAUAUAUAUUUCGCAAGACUCGGAAUGAGGUUCCAGAUCAGACUUUGAGGGUCCAGCAUCUGAAGAAGAAAUUCUAUUUUCACUUCCAAGACUAUGUUGAUCUUAUUAUAUGGAAGGUACAAUUUUUGGAUCGCCAUCACCUAUUUAUCAAGUUUGGUAGUGUGGAUGGAGGGGUUUCUCGAAGCACUGAUCAAAAUUUAGCAUUCUUUGCUGUGUACAACAUGGAGACGACAGAUAUUGUUUCACUUUACGAGAAUUCAUCGGAGGAGCUCUAUUCUUUGUUUGAACAAUUUUAUGACCAUUUUCAUGCAAAUCCACAAGAUUCAUCACAUGGAAAAUUUAUCUCAUCGCACUCCAAUGAUGUUCAUGCUCUUGAUCAACUUCGCACUAUUAAAAAUAAAGCAAGCAGCUCUUCACAGUUUGUGAAGAAGAUGAUGGCGUCAUUACCGUAUACCUGCCAAUCACAGAGUCCUUCACCAUACUUUGACCUAUCCCUUUUUAGGUAUGAUGAGAAGCUGAUUUCUGCAAUUGAUCGGCAUAGGCAUUGGACAGAGCAUCCAAUAAAAUUUAUAUCAGUGAGGCAACCAAAUGUUGUUAAAUUUAAGAUCAAGCCAGGUUCAGAUUCUGGUGCUUCUGACAGCAGAGCGAAAAGAAUCUCAUCCUUCUUAUUUCACCCAUUUUUCCCGCUUGCACUUUCAAUUCAACAGACUUACAUGCAGCCAACUGUCAUCAAUAUUCACUUCAGGAGAUAG
Molecule: messenger RNA, 1536 nt
Organism: Miscanthus lutarioriparius
Lineage: Eukaryota; Viridiplantae; Streptophyta; Magnoliopsida; Poales; Poaceae
Source: the annotation of a GenBank genome assembly